CCGAUAGAUGUCAUUGACAGUACAGUGCUUCACCACUCGUUACGCAUUUCGUUAAAACUUUUGAAUCUUUUGUGAAAAACUUUUAAAAAAGGGUUAUUAAGUGUAUAAAAGGUUACAUUAUGCCUAAAAGAAAACGUGACCAUGAAGAUUACGACUAUCUCAGUCGAAAACUGAGGAAAUUAGAACGAAAACUUAGGCGAGCACGAGGAGACAGAAAAUCAUCUAAUGUACCUACAUCGGUGUCAUCGCGGGAUUCUACGCCGUCGCCACAUACCCACGCAGACGAUUCCCCGCCGCCGCCGCCGGUAUCCGCUAGUCCCAGUGAUGAUGUUAUCUUAUGUGACAUGCCACCACCGUCUGAAAAUACUGUUUUGUCUGCACAACAGCCAGUAGCAACAAUCACACAAGCAUGUGAUGUGCAACAGUCUGUGUCAUCAGAUAUACUCCAAAAGUCCAAUGAUGACACAACAGAGAUACCUGAACAGGUACUUGAUAGCGAGCUUUUGGAAAUACUUGGAGAAGACCCAAUAGAUAAAUCUGAAUAUGGUGAGGAGAUUCACAAAGAGUUAGCUAGUCGUCUAGAACAUAUUGCCACUAAAGGACUCAAUAAAGACAUACGCAAAGAGUUGCUUGAGAAAUACUUAGUUCCGAGGAACUGUACAUAUAUUGCAGCGCCGCAGCUGAAUCCAGAGAUCAAGGCUGCCCUGCCAGAUUUAACAUUGAAAAGGGACAAGGGAAUAGAAGCGAGACAAAAACAGUUAUCAUCAGCAAUAACCUGUAUAGGACGGGUUAUUACCAGUCAAAUGUUGUCAAAGGACAAGAAUAAUGAGUUAUUAAAGCAGUUGAUGGACGCUAUACGUAUCAUGUGUGAUGUACAACAUGCUGACUCAGCGAAACGAAGAUACUUUGCUUUUUCCUCACUCAAAAAGGAUAUUAAUGACCAGCUGAUACAUUCAAAAAUUGAUAAGUUUCUCUUCGGUGAAAACCUAGCUGAAACUUUAAGAGCUGCCAAAGCUGUUACUAAGUCUGGAGCGGAACUAAAGGUUGUAACAAACAACUCGACGAAGACCUCCAAUAAGCCCACGCAACCUCAACCAUCCACUUCUAGAAAUUUAAACUGGAAGGCGCCCCCUCCAGCUCGCAGGCAGCAGCAGGGGACGUGGACGCAGAGGAACCGCCAGCCUGCUCCCGGGCGGAAGCCAGAGCCCUCAUUCAAGCAAUCGCGGCAUCCGUCCAAGCCGACCCGCCGCCAGUAGACCAGCAGACGCAAUGUCCAGAACAAUCUUACCCUGGCUGCCGGGAUAUUGUACGGAGGGCGUUAUUAC
Molecule: messenger RNA, 1325 nt
Organism: Pectinophora gossypiella (pink bollworm)
Lineage: Eukaryota; Metazoa; Arthropoda; Insecta; Lepidoptera; Gelechiidae
Exons: 3
Coding region: 120-1256 (378 amino acids)
Source: RefSeq, a predicted model, not a curated record